CAAUGGGACACAUUCAAACACAUAAAUCGGUCUUUUGAACAGUUUCUCUGUGUGUCGCGCAUUCAUMGAUGUUCGCUUGGAAACCGAUGGCAAURUACUCCWAACUGCUCAUUAGAASSAAGAACAUCAGAGGSCACCCUCAAUGAUCURACUUGAGAUAUGAAGAAAAACGUUUUCACGUCAGAGAGAAAAGACCUUUUCAUUUGAAUACUGGCUUCAGCGAUCGAUCCAUAAUAAACAUUUCAUUCUAACUCAUUAUARAUUGGAGCCAUUUCUCUGCAGAGAAACAUACUUCAACUCAAAAACGAUGGUAAAUCAGAAUGGAUGUUCCGUUUUCAAGGCGUUUUUUCUACUGUUAACAUUUAGUAUUGCUACAACAACAGCGAGCUUAAGUCAACUGGCGAACAUGAUAGAUUGCUCGACAAAGAACAGUUGGGUACAGUAUAUAGGAUACGGAUGUUACUGUGGGCCAGGGGGACAAGGACCUGCAUUGGACCCUGUAGACAGUUGUUGUAAGGCACACGAUCACUGCUAUGAUCGAAUCAUGUAUGGUAACGACUGCAAGAAUCCCCUCGAGGUCUACAUGGACAAAUAUAAAGUUACUGGAUGCACAAAAUGUGACCCAAAUCAGAGUACAUGUCACUUAGAGAUAUGUAAAUGCGAUGCCGCCAUUGCUCAAUGUUUGAAAGGAAAACCAUUGAAUCCACGUACAAAUUCAAAAAAAUAUAAGUGCGAGAAGAAAUCUAGCCCUCAUAAAAGGAAUUAUUAUAAAAGAGACUAUAUGAACAUAGAUUACAAUAAUGUAGAUUACGAUAGUCUGUAUAAACUAUGGUAGAUAGACCAAUAGAAGUCGUUUUAGACCUUCCCUGCUCCAUAGGACACCGUGCUACACCUAAUUGAGGAAACGUUGUCACGGGUCCAAAAAAAUCAAAUCAUAGAAGCUAAGACCGAAAGGGUACUUGGGAAGACAAACAACUUGGCUAAUUUCAUAACA
Molecule: messenger RNA, 994 nt
Organism: Exaiptasia diaphana
Lineage: Eukaryota; Metazoa; Cnidaria; Anthozoa; Actiniaria; Aiptasiidae
Product: basic phospholipase A2 6
Exons: 4
Coding region: 308-835 (175 amino acids)
Biological process (GO): arachidonate secretion; lipid catabolic process; phospholipid metabolic process
Molecular function (GO): A2-type glycerophospholipase activity; calcium ion binding
Source: RefSeq, a predicted model, not a curated record